Molecule: messenger RNA, 674 nt
Organism: Meloidogyne enterolobii
Lineage: Eukaryota; Metazoa; Nematoda; Chromadorea; Rhabditida; Meloidogynidae
Source: the annotation of a GenBank genome assembly
UUCCUCCGAACUUCCCUUCAAUUCACUCGGAUCUCAGCUCAUGUGAACAGAACAAAUUUUAAAAAUUUUCUUUAUAUUUUAAAUAUUCCUCCAAACUUUUCCUUAGUUCAAUCAGAUCUCUAGCUCAAUAAAUCUCCCCAACUCCCACCAGAUAUCCUUGAUUAUUUAAUUUAAUUCACUUGUCAUUCACCUAAGUUUAAGACUAACAUUAAGGCAACUUUUCACUAUAAAAGCACCACAAAUUUUUUCAAAAAAACAAAUCUUCUUCUUCUUCUCUUCCGCCGACGCCAACGUAUCGCUGCUUGCAACAACAAAGAUGAUCCAUCCCAUGAUGAACAAUCCAAUGUGUGGCCCGUAUCCUGUGACGCUCCAGUGCAACACCUGUGGCGCAGAAGGUCUAACGAGGGUCGUGAAGGAUCCAAACAAUAUGUUCACCAUAGGAUGUGUCGUGAUAACUCUGCUCGGCGGCUUCUGUCUUACUCCUCUUCUCUGCUGCUGGACCUCGGCCUUCGACUAUAGCCAUCACUGCUCGGUAUGCGGAACUUUGUUGGGCGUCAACAAACAUUAAAAUGAGGAAAGAGAUGGACAAAACUUGAUAUAAAUAAAUAUAUUGUUUUGCUAUUGUAUUUUUUGUUUUGCCCAAAAUUGUUGUUGUAUUUAGCUUGUCUUGUGUA